Alosa alosa (allis shad) is the source of this 2407-nucleotide messenger RNA. It is a transcript of the gene anp32e, whose product is annotated as acidic (leucine-rich) nuclear phosphoprotein 32 family, member E. Gene Ontology annotation, biological process: regulation of apoptotic process. NCBI's taxonomy places the organism in Eukaryota, Metazoa, Chordata, Actinopteri, Clupeiformes, Clupeidae. The record is from RefSeq and is a predicted model, not a curated record. The transcript is spliced from 7 exons. Gene Ontology annotation, molecular function: histone binding; phosphatase inhibitor activity. Gene Ontology annotation, cellular component: nucleus. Bases 118 to 870 code for a protein of 250 amino acids.
GGAUCAUUUGGAGAACUGAAGCCACGGAAGCGAGCCGAACCGUGGGUCCGUGUCUCAGCCAAUAUUUGUUUUCAUUUUUGACUUUUCCAUCCUGUAAAUUGUAUAUUUAUUUUGAACAUGGAAAUGAAAAAGAGGAUCAGUUUGGAACUGAGAAACAGGACUCCUGCUGAGGUGGCAGAGCUUGUGGUGGACAACUGCCGCUCCAGUGAUGGUGAGGUCGAGGGUCUCACUGAUGACUUCAAGGAGUUGGAGUUCCUCAGCAUGGUCAACGUGGGCCUGACCUCCCUGGCCAAGUUGCCCUCACUGCCCAAACUGCGUAAGCUGGAGCUGAGUGACAACAACAUCUCGGGUGGUCUAGAGACUCUGUCGGAGAAAUGCCCCAACCUGACGUACCUGAACCUGAGUGGGAAUAAGAUCAAAGAGCUCAGCACAGUGGAGGCUUUGCAAAACCUAAAGAACUUGAAGAGCCUGGACCUGUUCAACUGCGAGAUCACCACACUGGAGGAGUACAGGGAGAGCAUCUUCGAGCUUCUGCCUCAAGUUGUGUACCUGGAUGGCUUUGACGCGGAGGACAACGAAGCCCCAGACUCUGAGGCCGAUGAUGACGAUGAGGAUGAGGAUGGAGAGGAAGGGACAGGUCCCUUGGGUGACUAUGAUGACGAAGAUGAUGAUGAUGAGGGCUCGGAAGGUGGAGAGGUUGGGCUGUCAUACCUGACAAAAGAGGGCAUCCAGGACGAAGAUGAGGAUGAUGAUUAUGUGGAAGAAGAGGAAGAGGAGGCGGGAGAGGAGGGGGCCGGAGUCCACGGAGAGAAGAGGAAGAGGGCCGCAGAGGACGAGGGAGAGGAUGAUGAUGAUGAUGAUGAUGACUAGUCCUUCUUCCGAGGAGCUUCGGAACCCACAUCCAAGCUGUUAGAGCAACCAUGAAAAAGAGCGUGAUCUUGCAGAUUGUUUUUCUCUUUGUAUACCAUAGAUAUCACUGUAGAAGCUAAGUGUUUUCCUUUUGAUAUAUAAAAAUAUAUAUUAUAAUAUAUUAUAUAAUAUACUAUUUGAAAUAAGGAGAGGUUUAACUGAUAAGUCAUUUAUAACCAUUCCAGCUGUAAGUUCCCAACCCGAGUAGUUUGUCAGUGAGUUCAUGAUACGGGGUGGGUGUGGGUGGAGGGGUGGGGGGGUUGAGUUUGUGUUUUUAGACCAGCUUGUGGUUCAUGAGUUCAUUUUACCAGCUGCACAAAAGAUGCAGAAACAGGGAGACACAACACAAAAGAACACGACAACUCAGAAUCCUCCAGCAGGCUUUCAGCGCCGCCGUCAGUCCGGAGCUUCAACCUUUCAGAGACUUUUAUUCUGAAAGCAUCUCCAAGGACACGCCGAGCCCCGCCCCUUCACUCAUCUACCUCUGGGGGCUGCUACUCUUCCCACCCUACGGGAGUAGCGAGCCAAUCAUCCCCUGCCAUCUUUCCCCCCACUUGGGCAGAAACGGACACUUGGGAUGGAUGCUGAACCAAGUUCCUACCACCUGACAGUUACCCUGGUCUUCUCCUCAGAGCAUCUUUUGUAUAGGAUUCGCUCCGCUUGAUCCAGAAAACGCUACUCUAUGGUAGAUUAUAGUGAUGUGUUAUAACAGUAGUAGAAUUCCCAGACAAAUUACGCUGUUUCAUAAACCUACACAGGUAAAGGGCAGUAAUGUAAUGUGAGUCUAAAAGUCAUCCCACCAGAAACUCGAGGUGGAGUUUAAUUGCAUAACAAAAAAAAUGGGAGGGAUGGUUGUCCUACCUGAAAUGUCGUACCUUUAGUAGCUCAGUGUCAGGGCUAACAUGCAAGUGACGUUGUCGGCUCCUAUAUCUUUAUAGAACGGGACACAAUCUGCUCUUUGUAAAGUAAACAAAUAAACACAAACAACACCUGUUUCUGUUGAGGGGUGUUAUUCAAACUCAAUCAGAAAGCAGUUUAAUCCCAACACCUGUUCUAUUUUAACAUUGUACAAUAAGACCAUUCAAUACCAUUUUUUUAGAAUGAAAACUUGACUGCUGAUGCUUUACUAAUAAUGUUAGGUGUAAACUGCUUUGUUAUGGGAUUAGUGAUCACCCCUGGGUAAUGGAAAAAAAUGGUUAGUUUGUGAUUUUUUUCUUCUUAUUUUACAAAGUAAGAAUGAUAAUCUUUUAAUCUAUUGUUCGUAUGGCAAUAUGUAUAUAGUAUCUGUUCCAUCAGUUUUUGUGUGUAUUUUUUUUUUAAUUUUCUUGUGUUUGAAUUCAAAGCACAGGUCAGAGGGGCAAGCUUUAGACCCUGCACUCUCAGCGUCCCCUUUUCUUUUUGGUCCUUGGCUGUUGUGAGAGUUUUUGUGUUUGGCGUUUUUGUGUGCUGUAAACCUCUUCAGAGGGUGUUUUUUUGGAAUAAAAAAAUCCACCUAAAA